Messenger RNA from Cylicocyclus nassatus, 414 nucleotides. The record is from the annotation of a GenBank genome assembly. Lineage: Eukaryota; Metazoa; Nematoda; Chromadorea; Rhabditida; Strongylidae.
AUGCAAACUGCUUGUGUCUAUCUAUUCGCAAUAUUCUGCGCCACCGUUACAGCACAGUAUGAUGAUCUCAGCAUACUUGAAGAGGUCCUGGAUAGAACUACAAUUCCUGCUGUAGAAGUCGAGCCCGAGUUUACGAUAGAAUUUGGCACUGCGCCAAGCAGCACCGCAAGCUCUACAGUACCCGAAGUAACUACUACGACCACAGAAAAAGCCAAGCACACCACCAAAACAACAAAAAUGGAGAAAGAAAUCGAGGAGAUUUCUCCUCUUGUCAGCACCCCAGUGGUGGAACCGUCCCCGAGCAGUACCACAGACAAGACAGAGAUACCUUUGGUCGAGAAGGAACCGAAUUUCGGACUGAAGCCUGAUCUCUCUCGCAUCUACAGGAGACUUUUCCCUUACCGUAAUAUCUAA